AUGGCAGCAUCAAUAAGAACCAGAGGAAAGACCUCCACUCAUCUUAGUCAUUAUGUGGGGUCAGACAGGAAGAUCCUUACCUCAGAGUUACCAACUGUGAGUGAUUUAUUAAGAUACGGUAUUCUGCUAAAGCAGUUGAGCAAGAAAGACAAAAUUUAUAUAAAAAAAGAACUAGCCAAAGAUAUUAUGACUGCCCUCUUUGAUCAGUGGACCAAAGCAAAUUCUAAGUUUAUAUAUUCUGUUGUCAUUCAUGAAAAAAGAGCUGAGAAACUAGAAGAAAAUGCCAGGAAAGAGAAGGAAGAGAACUUAGUAGCUGCACAGUUUAUUUCUGGCGAAGACAGUGAUGACUCUGAGAAAUCUGAAUCGAAUGUAGAGAACAAAGUUCAAAAGGAGAACAGUGAAAUGACUGAAGUGUACAAUACUCAGGAUAUAAGAAGCAGUGCACUAGCCAGUAUGAGAAAUCACACUGGAUUAAGGGAGACAGCUGAAAUAGCAACUGCUGCUUGGAUUAUUGCUGGCUUCAUCACUGAUAUAGACAAACAUCUUAUAAUUGAUCAUAAUAAAGUUAAAAGAGCUCAGCAAAAGUUGAUCAAAGAAUUUAAAAAUAAGUUUAAAAGUGAAAUAAAAGAGCAUGCCAUCAGCUGUUUACUCUUUGAUGGAAGAAAAGAUGACACCAAGGUGAUGCUUGACAUUGUUGGUUCUUCCAAAAAAUUUUCAGGUAUAGUAAAGGAGAAGCACUAUUUGAUAUGCAGUGAACUAGGAGGAAAAUAUUUGAGGCAUUUCGUUCCUGGGAAAGCUACUGAGUCCAAGAAACCAGCGGAGAUAAUUGCAGAUAACAUUGUUGAGUGGCUGAAAGAGAAAAAUAUUGAUGAUAAGCUUCUGACAGUACCAAUACAAACACUGGCAGACAUGGUGGUGUGA
Helobdella robusta is the source of this 921-nucleotide messenger RNA. RefSeq lists its product as hypothetical. Bases 1 to 921 code for a protein of 306 amino acids. NCBI's taxonomy places the organism in Eukaryota, Metazoa, Annelida, Clitellata, Rhynchobdellida, Glossiphoniidae. The record is from RefSeq and is a predicted model, not a curated record. The transcript is spliced from 2 exons.